Molecule: messenger RNA, 3711 nt
Organism: Gadus macrocephalus (Pacific cod)
Lineage: Eukaryota; Metazoa; Chordata; Actinopteri; Gadiformes; Gadidae
Gene: grm2a
Product: glutamate receptor, metabotropic 2a
Exons: 5
Coding region: 16-2667 (883 amino acids)
Biological process (GO): regulation of synaptic transmission, glutamatergic; G protein-coupled glutamate receptor signaling pathway
Cellular component (GO): membrane
Molecular function (GO): group II metabotropic glutamate receptor activity
Source: RefSeq, a predicted model, not a curated record
AGAGCGUCCCGGCCCAUGUCCCCCGGUCGGUCCCGCGGGGGCCCCGGGCCCCGGGGCCUGCUGCUGCUCUGCGUGGCCCUGCUGCCCCCGUCCCCCCAGGGCCUCCCCGUGACGGGGUACAGCGGCGAGGCCAAGAGGGGGGUGGCGGUGGAGGGGGAGCUGAUGAUCGGGGGGCUGUUCCCCGUGCACCAGAAGGGCGACGGCGCCGAGGACUGCGGCAAGAUCAACGCCCAGAGGGGCAUCCAGCGGCUGGAGGCCAUGCUGCUGGCCCUGGACCACAUCAACCACGACCCCCUGCUGCUGCCCGGCCUCCGCCUGGGCGCCCACAUCCUGGACACCUGCUCCAAGGACACCUACGCCCUGGAGCAGUCGCUGGAGUUUGUGCGGGCGUCGCUCACCAAGGUGGACGACAGCGAGUACACCUGCCCCGACGGCUCCUACGCCGUCCACGACGACCCGCCCCUCGCCAUCUCCGGGGUCAUCGGGGGCUCCUACAGCGACGUCUCCAUCCAGGUGGCCAACCUCCUCCGGCUCUUCCAGAUCCCCCAGAUCAGCUACGCCUCCACCAGCGCCAAGCUCAGCGACAAGUCCCGCUACGACUACUUCGCCCGCACCGUGCCCCCCGACUUCUACCAGGCCAAGGCCAUGGCGGAGAUCCUGCGCUACUUCAACUGGACCUACGUGUCCACCGUGGCGUCGGAGGGCGACUACGGCGAGACGGGCAUCGACGCCUUCCAGCAGGAGGCGCGCGCCCGCCACAUCUGCAUCGCCACCUCGGCCAAGGUGAGCCGCUCGAUGAGCCGCUGGAGCUACGAGAACGUGAUCCGCUCGCUGCAGCUCAAGUCCAACGCCAAGGUGGUGAUCCUGUUCACGCGCAGCGAGGACGCCCGCGAGCUGCUGGUGGCCGCCAACCGCAUGAACGUGUCCUUCACCUGGGUGGCCAGCGACGGCUGGGGCGCGCAGGAGAGCGUGGUGCGCGGCAGCGAGGCGGUGGCCGAUGGCGCCUUCACCAUCGAGCUGGCCUCCUACCCCAUCCCCCGCUUCAACGACUACUUCACCAGCCUGCACCCCUACAACAACACCCGGAACCCCUGGUUCAGGGAGUUCUGGGAGAACCAGUUCCAGUGCAGCCUCCACGACCUGGGCUGCGGGAAACACUCGCUGAAGGACGUGCCCUUUGAGCCCGAGUCCAAGAUCAUGUUCGUGGUGAACGCCGUGUUCGCCAUGGCGACCGCCCUGCACAACAUGAGGCAGGCCCUGUGCCCCAACUCCACCGGCGUCUGCGAGGCGCUCAAACCGGGCAACGGCAGGAAGUUCUACAAGGACUAUAUCCUCAAGGUCAAGUUUGAUGCGCCGUUCCGUCCGGCCGACACGGAGAACAUGGUCCGCUUCGACGGCUUCGGGGACAGCCUCGGCCGCUACAACAUCUUCCACUACCACAAGGAGGGCGCCCGCUACGUCUACCGCAAGGUGGGCUACUGGGCCGAGAGCCUCACCCUGGACACCCACCUGAUCCCCUGGGCCGGCCGGGCUGCGCCCACCUCCCAGUGCAGCGACCCCUGCAGGAAGAACGAGGUGAAGAGCAUGCAGCCGGGCGACGUGUGCUGCUGGAUCUGCAUCCCGUGCCAGGCCUACCAGUUCCUCCGCGACGAGUUCACCUGCGCCGACUGCAGCUUCGGCCAGUGGCCGCUGGCCAACCUGAGCGGCUGCUACGACCUGCCCGAGGAGUACAUCCGCUGGGAGGACGCCUGGGCCGUCGGCCCCGUCUCCAUCUCCUGCCUGGGCAUCGUCUGCACCCUGUGCGUGGUGGGCCUGUUCCUCAAGCACAACCAGACCCCCGUGGUGAAGGCCAGCGGGCGGGAGCUGUCCUACAUCCUGCUGCUGGGGGUGCUGAUGUGCUACAGCAUGACCUUCAUCUACAUCGGCAAGCCGUCGGCCGCCGUGUGCACGCUGCGCCGCCUGGGCCUGGGCACCUCCUUCGCCGUGUGCUACUCGGCGCUGCUCACCAAGACCAACCGCAUCGCCCGCAUCUUCAGCGGCGCCACGGACGGCGCGCAGCGGCCGCGGUUCAUCAGCCCCGCCUCCCAGGUGGCCAUCUGCGGGGGCCUGAUCUCCUGCCAGCUGCUGGUGGUCCUGCUGUGGCUGCUGGUGGAGACGCCGGGCGUGAGGAAGGAGGUGAGCCCCGAGAGGAGGGACGUGGUCACCCUCAAGUGCAACAGCAGGGACUCCAGCAUGCUGCUGUCGCUCACCUACAACUGCGUGCUCAUCGUCCUGUGCACCGUCUACGCCUUCAAGACCCGCAAGUGCCCGGAGAACUUCAACGAGGCCAAGUUCAUCGGCUUCACCAUGUACACCACCUGCAUCAUCUGGCUGGCCUUCCAGCCCAUCUUCUACGUCACGGCCAGCGACUACAGGGUGCAGACCACCACCAUGUGCAUCUCGGUCAGCCUGAGCGGCUCGGUGGUGCUGGGCUGUCUCUUCGCCCCCAAGGUGCACAUCAUCCUGUUCCAGCCCCAGAAGAACGUCAGCAGCCUGCGGGGAGCCAGCACCCGCCACAGCCUCCCCCCCGGCCCCGGCUCCAGCUUCUCUCAAGGGUCCGCAGCCAACGUGGUCCCGACAGUCUGCAAUGGCCGUGAGGUGGUGGACUCCACGACGUCGUCCUUGUGAGCAGCAGCCUCCACUAGGCUGACCCUCCUAACCCUAACCACAAGCCUAACCCCUAACCCUGACCCUAACCACAAGCCUAGCCCCUAACCACUAGCCUAACCCCUAACCCUGACCCUAACCACAAGCCUAACCCCUAACCCUGACCCUAACCACUAGCCUAACCCCUAACCCUGACCCUAACCACUAGCCUAACCCCUAACCCUAACCACUAGCCUGACCCCUAAACCUAACCACUAGCCUAACCCCUAACCACUAGCCUAACCCUAACCACUAGCCUAACCCUAACCCUAACCACUAGCCACACCCCUAUCCCUAUACAACCACCAGUCCUGAUCCUGACCCACCCCCUUAUAUAACCACUUGCCUGACCUACCUCCCAAAUAUAACCACUAGUCCUGACCCACCCCAUUAUUUAACCACUAGUCAAGGGUCAGGGUCAGGGUUAGCCCCAACCCUAACCCUAACCCACCCUGUUAAAUAACCACUAGUCCUGAUCAGGGUCAGGGUUAGCCCUAACCCUUGCCCUAACCCUAGCCCUAGGCCUAACCCUAGCCCUAACCCUAACCCACCCUGUUAUAUAACCACUAGUCCUGAUUCAGGUGUUGUGGAUAUUAAAGCGGUCACAGAGUCCUGGUUGUUGUCCUCUGAGUGCUGUGAUACACGUCCCGCUUCCAUCGUUCCUUCUUCUUUUUUACUAGAGAUUUAAAUGAGAUGCCAACACAUUUCCGAGUAUCCCUUCUAAGGCUUAGGGUGAGGGUUAGCCCUAGCUAACCCUCACCCUAACCCUCACCCUGAACCUCACCCUAACCCUAAGCCUAAGAGUUCCAAGUAUCCCUUCUAAGGGUGAGAGUGAGGUGAACCCUCAGCCUAACAGUUCCAUGUCUCCUUCUUUUUACUGAAGAUUCUUCUUGCAACAUGGAGUAAAUAAUAGUAAAGCUGUUAAAUGUAAUAUAUACGAGAUGUUUUUAAUGUAGAUUUUGGUGAACCAGUUUGUGCUUUCUGUAAUUUAUGUAAAUAAAAAAUGUGUUUUUUAUUCAUAUCAAA